Molecule: messenger RNA, 4320 nt
Organism: Struthio camelus australis
Lineage: Eukaryota; Metazoa; Chordata; Aves; Struthioniformes; Struthionidae
Gene: SPRED2
Product: sprouty related EVH1 domain containing 2
Biological process (GO): multicellular organism development; negative regulation of MAPK cascade
Cellular component (GO): membrane
Molecular function (GO): protein kinase binding
Source: RefSeq, a predicted model, not a curated record
AUGAUCCGCCAGGCCUGUAAUAUGCAGAAUAACUGGGGGAUGACUCAUGCCGUACAAUGCAGUAUAUCCGUCAAGGAGACUGAAUCAUCCAUGGGGGGAAGCCACUUUUCAGCAGCCAGCUGGUACUCAGGUCAGCAAAAGACGAUCCAUUUUAUCGGGAGGUUUGUAGUGGCAAUAAUGGUAAGGCAGAGCAAUCCGGGGACAAAAUGUAGAGGAAAUGGCAUCCCCUAGCAGUGACAGCUAUAUUGUGCGAGUCAAAGCUGUGGUUAUGACCCGAGAUGACUCCAGUGGGGGAUGGUUGCCGCAAGAAGGAGGCGGUCUCAGUAGAGUUGGCGUCUGCAAGGUCACAUACCCAGAGGGCAAUGGAAGAAGUGGAUUUCUAAUCCAUGGUGAAAGGCAGAAAGACAAACUGGUGGUGCUGGAGUGCUUCGUGAAGAAGGACCUGGUGUACACGAAGGCGAACCCUACCUUCCACCACUGGAAAGUGGACAACAGGAAAUUUGGGCUCACUUUCCAAAGCCCCGCUGACGCGCGAGCGUUCGACAGAGGAGUGAGGAAGGCCAUCGAAGAUCUCAUCGAAGGAUCUACUACUUCCUCGUCAACCCUUCACAACGAGGCUGAGGUUGGCGAUGACGAUGUCUUCACAUAUGCUACAGAUAGUUCCUCAAACUCCUCCCAGAAAAGGGAACAGCCCGUGCGAACGCUAGCUUCUCCUGCGUCCUGCGAACAUCGAAGAAUUUGCACUCGUAGCCACCUGCACGACCAUUAUAGCUCUGACCACUACCAUCUCGAACAAUCAGUACCACGGUCCUAUCGGCACGUCAACUUUCCCGAUGACGAUGAGGAGAUCGUGCGCAUCAAUCCUCGGGAAAAGAUUUGGAUGACCGGCUAUGAGGACUAUCGCCAUGCCCCAGCGCGAGGAAAGAGCUUUGAUCCUGACGACAUGGACUCCUACGUGCGUUUUGCCAAAAGCGAGGCCUCCAAACAUGAGUACACCUACCCUUACAUAGACAACUCGGACUUUGACCUGGGUGAAGAUAUCAAGGGUGCUGUGAUAAAGACUCAACCUGUCAAAUUCAAACCCAGGCGGAAGGAAGACGGCGAGCGAUCGCGCUGCGUGUACUGCAGGGACAUGUUCAACCACGAGGAGAACAAACGGGGUCAAUGCCAGGAUGCUCCGGACCGUGUCAAGACUUGCAUCCAUCGAGUGAGCUGUAUGUGGUGCGCGGACACUAUGCUCUAUCACUGUAUGUCCGACCCGGAAGGAGACUAUACGGAUCCUUGCUCGUGCGACACCAGUGAUGAAAUGUUUUGCCUCCGGUGGAUGGCCCUUAUCGCCUUGUCUUUCAUCGCUCCAUGUAUGUGCUGUUACUUGCCGCUUCGGGCUUGUUACCACUGUGGGGUCAUGUGCAGGUGCUGUGGUGGAAAACACAAAGCUGCUGGAUGACUACGGAUGAGCCUCAAGGGUUAUGUUUUUCCUGUAGUUCGAGGAACACGUCGGUUUGGGAGCAUCGAGAUCACUUACUUUGAUGCAGCCACUGUGCCCAACAGCAUCCAGAAACCGCCGGUUUGGAUGGCUUUACCUUUGGUCGCCGGGGGCUCACACUGCAUUGAUUUGCUCAUCAAGUGUUCUAACUAACUAAUCUACAGCGUAGACUUUUGUAUUAUUAAUCUGUAAUCAAACAGACUGUCUUGUACAUGUUUAUAUUAUUAUUUUUUUUUUUUGUCCAGUUAAAAGGGGUUUGAGAAAAGAACUGCUUUCGGUGGUGGUGGAUUGUAGAGCGUGUCCAGGUUGUGUCCGUCUUGCCUCCGCUUGUGCGGUACCAUUGCUGUGUCAGCGAGCUCGGCAUCUCUAGAAACGGGAUGGUGUCGCGGAACGAAAUCACACUUGGAAGACAGAGUAACUUGCAGUCAAGUUAUUGUGUGUAUAGAAGGUGCGCUAGUAACAAACUUGUACCGCAACACAGUAUUUCUGUCAUCAGUUUUCUUCUCUUUUCUCUUUUUUAUUUUCUUUUUUGUCCUGUUUUCAAGCCAGAAUAGCCAUCUAAGCUGCAGUUUCUCUUUUAGAGUCCGUCGCCAUUUCCUUCAGCAAACAUCUUAAAUGAUUUCUCUGUUCUUAAAGAGAAAGCAAGGCUCAGUUACCGUAGUCACGUAACCAUUGAGAAGGUGGUAGUUCUCCUUACCUGUAAUCAUUUCAGACCACUACUUGAAAGGGAAGCUUAAAUUUUAGGGUGUUUUGCCCUAAAUGACAUUGGAAAAAAUUAAAACUGUGUUUCCAGAGUUCUGCCGAAAAGAGGGGAACUUCUUCACUCGCCAGCCAUGUCAUGAUUUGAGAAUAAAACACUAAGAUUGUAGAGGAGCAAAACUGUCGUGAUGCGAGGAAUGAUUCACCAACGCAACCUCAGGGGCACUGUUAUAAUCCGUGGCCGUUCUGGAGAAAUGCUGCGUUAAGUGGUGGGUUGUAAGGCACCGAGUAUUUGCUUAUGUCUUCUGUGCAGCACGCGAGCGUGAGAACAUGCACGUUUGCAGCGGGAACUACGUUUAGCGUUUCUAAGCAGGUGUUUAAAACGAAAAGCCAGGAUGUUAGCCACCACUUUAAUUCCCUGAUUUACGGUUCCCGGUCCUCCCGACGCUUAACAUACGUCGCAGCUUCCCGCGUGCGUCACCACCGUUUCUGCCCUCCGGCUUGUAGGCUUAGGCAGGUGAGUCUCUGCGGGAACCAGCCCAAAGUGUUGCCCUCGCUCUGCCCUCCCCAGUUCACCACCCAGAUUUAUCAAGUGGAUGCCGAAGGUGCAUACAGCAGGAUAAGAAUACUUUAAUUUUUUUUUUUUUAAAUGUCAUGUCCUCUUCUGUACAAGGCUUGUAAUUAGCUGGAAAAAGAGUAUUUUUCUAAUAUAUUACAAGGAAUAGCCAAAUAAUUUUUAUUAAAAAAAAAAUGAUUUAGCGCAGUGAGCUCUAACUAGCAUAGUACAAUCUGAAUCCUUUGAGGCAGCUAGGGAUUGGCUUGUCCAAGCUGGCACUGCUGUUCCUGCCAUAAUUUCUUUCUGCAGUAAAUUGCCAGUGGGCGCAUGUCCUUUCCCUCCCUCUAUUGCACAUUGACAUCAGUCUUAAAAGAGAGAUUUUUUGUUUGUUUGUUUGUUUUGGUUUGGGUUUUUUAUUUUUUUUGCCAAAUAAAUGUAAGGAACGCUUGCCAUUCGUUCUUGGUGGAACGUCCCGACAGUUCCUCUGAGAGUCAAUCCCAGCUAUUUAGUAAACCAUGAAGUAAGUAUGCAACAUGCUUAUACACUAUAGAGUCGGGUAGGCUUAAUUUGUAGCAGUUGCUGGGGAUUUUUUGGUUGGGGAGGGGGAAAAAAAAGAAAAGAAAAGGAAUGAUAAUGGAAAAAGGACGGAGUGUUACACCCUUGGUGAUGUGUCUGGGUUUGCUGAAUGGAGUAUAAAUAUUUUGUGCCUAAUAGCAGUUGACAAAUCUCUCAAUGGUGUCUAGUAAACAUCAAGCCAGCCUCAAGAAAACACAGUGGAACAACCUUUUCCUUUUAUUUCUGUUCUCCAAGUUGUUUCAUGUAAACAAAUAUCUGUAAGAUCUUCUCUCUAUAAAGCACAACACUACAAAAAAAAAAGAUCUUACAGCUUUUUGUCCGGUCUUGAAGUGCCCCUAUUUAUUUAAGUAAAGUAGACAUACUCCAAGCCUUUCCGUAUGUCUGAAAAUAACAAUUUUUUUUUUUUUAAAAGCCCUCUUCUUCUUUUUUUCUCCCCCCGCCCCGGCUCCUUCUUCCUCCCUCAUCUCCUCUUGGGCUUUUGUGAUACUUGUAGAUUUUGCUGCGUGUGUUAUUUGGUUUGUGAAGGCAGUGGUGUAAGGGCACAAGGAUAGAAAUGGGUGUUUUCUGUAAAUAGUUCUCCUGAAUUUGCACACUGCUGCUGAACAGUGUGUAGCGUUCUCCCAGUCAGCUUUGCAAUACUGACAUCAAUCAUUUGAGAGAAAUUAUUCAGAUUUUAUUUUUGUAUCUGUGGUAACAAAACAUUAACCAAAAAUUUUUUUUUUUUUCCUCUGUUGUGGAAAAUUUUUUUCAAGCUAUUGCUCACAUUAACAAAUUAAAGUGCCUGAAGCCUCAUCAUUAUUGUAUCUAUAUACUAAAAGUUAAAACCCUGUUGUAUUGAUUUUUAUAAGCCUUUUUACCUCCGUGUAAAAAAAAAAAAAAGUAUAUAUACAAGUGUAUGAUGUACAUUUUAGUUCUUAACUUCUUUUUUUAUUGUUUCUAAUAUGUAUGAUCAGUGUAGCUAUUGCUUUAAAAAUGUACCGUGUAAAUAUAAAUACAUCAUAUC